Molecule: messenger RNA, 1539 nt
Organism: Ilex paraguariensis (yerba mate)
Lineage: Eukaryota; Viridiplantae; Streptophyta; Magnoliopsida; Aquifoliales; Aquifoliaceae
Source: the annotation of a GenBank genome assembly
AUGGUGAAGCUAUUGGGAUUGACUCGAGGAGAACCAGCUGAAUCACCUCGGGAGAUUACCCGAACCAUACCGACGAGUGAGAGCGUUGGUGAGAGUGGUUGGUUAAUUCGCUUCUUUGACUCGGCCUUUUUCUGUGAGUGGAUUGCUGUUAGUUAUCUAUACAAGCAUGAUCACCCGGGAGUUCGGGACUAUCUGUGUAAUAGAAUGUAUACAUUGCCCCUUUUGGGAAUUGAGAGCUACUUGUUUCAGAUAUGUUACAUGUUGGUUCACAAGCCUAGUCCGUCUUUGGAUAAGUUUGUUAUUGAUAUAUGCUCCAAGUCGCUUAAGAUAGCCAUGAAAGUGCAUUGGUUUUUGAUGGCGGAGCUUGAGGACUCGGAUGAUAAUGAGGGGAUUAGUAGGAUUCAAGAGAAGUGUCAGAUUGCCGCGACUCUGAUGGGUGAGUGGCCACCUUUGGUUCAGGCCCAAAAUGCACCUACGAGCCCCGUGGGGAAGAACCCAGUUCUGAAUAAGUUGUUAUCUUCCAAGCAGAGGUUGCUUUCGUUGACAUCAUCGCCUCCCACGCAGAAGUCUUUAUCAUUCUCGCCUUCAUCAGGUAACUCUUUGCAGGAUGAGGGAAGUAAGCCUUUUCCAGAAGAGAAUAAGAUAUUCAAGAAAUUUAUUCCAGGUCCAAAAGUUCGGGAUGCAUUGCUGUUUAGGAAGUCAGUGGAUAGAGAUGAUGACGAAUCGGAAAAGGAUGGCUUCUUCAGGAGGCUUUUAAGAGAUGGCAGGGAUGAGGAUGUCAGGAGAUCAUUGGAUAGAGAUGACGAGGAAACAGAGAAAGAUGGUUUCUUUAGGAGGCUUCUAAGAGAUAGUAGGGAUGAUGAUGCUAGGAAAUCAAUGGAUAAAGUUGACGAAGAGUCAGAGAGGGAUGGAUUCUUUCGCAGGCUUUUAAGAGAAAGUAGGGAUGAGGAUGAGGAAGUCACAUCGAGCUCAGAUGGAUUUUUUAAACGGUUAUUUCGUGAUAGUAAAAACGAUUCCGAGGAAAAACACGUUUCAAAAUCAGUAGAAGAAGAUGAAAAGGAAGGAUUUUUCCGAAAAUUUUUUAAGGAGAAAUUUGAGGACAAGAAGGAUGGGAGUGAUAGAAAUGACAAUGAAGAAAAAGUGGCGAAAUCUGCCGAAGAUGAUGAAAAAGAAGGGUUUUUCAGAAAAAUUUUCAAGGAAAAAAUUGAGGACAAGAAAGAUGGAAAUGAUGAGGAAGGCAAUGGUCAUGCCAAUGGUGAGGAAGACGAGCCUUCAGAUUUUUCAUUGUUUCGUAGAUUUUUUCGAGUGCACCCUGAGUAUGCCAAGAAUGCAACAGCGAAUGAAAACAGCCACAGUGGCAGUUUUCUUGAAAGCAGUCCAGGAACAGAAAAUUUUUUCCGCAAAUUGUUUAGGGAUCGUGAUCGUUCUGUGGAAGACUCGGAGCUUUUUGGUUCAAAGAAGCACAAAGAGGUGCAGCCACAAUAUAGUCAACCAUACCCACAGAAUCUCAGUCCUACAAUUAAGAAAUGGCUUGAGUGA